This is a messenger RNA of Austrofundulus limnaeus, 2532 nucleotides long. It is a transcript of the gene lmf2a, whose product is annotated as lipase maturation factor 2a. Bases 394 to 2463 code for a protein of 689 amino acids. Gene Ontology annotation, cellular component: endoplasmic reticulum membrane. NCBI's taxonomy places the organism in Eukaryota, Metazoa, Chordata, Actinopteri, Cyprinodontiformes, Rivulidae. The record is from RefSeq and is a predicted model, not a curated record. The transcript is spliced from 14 exons. Gene Ontology annotation, biological process: protein maturation.
UGUCAAUUCAUUUUGAAGGAUUGAAUGUAGCUUUUAAAGGCGCGCUUUUAAAAGUAAUGGAGUCAGAUAUUUAAAAAAGGUUAUCUUGAGCUAUAUCAAAUGGUGCAGUUCGAAAGAGUUUACUCCAGUAGUUUUCCAGAAUUAUUGAAUGCAGUUCUGAAAUGCGGGUCCACGCUCAAUGUAAACAAAGGUUGGAUUUGCCACAAAACGCGUGGGAGUUCAAAUCAAAUGACUACUUAAAUUGGUUGUAGUCUGUGGAGGGAAGCAAGUACAGCUGAUUAGUUUAAAGUUUGACCUUUUUUGUCACUUCAGCCCGUGUGUCUGUAUGGGAACGACGGGCUGCUGCCUGCCCGCUGGCAGCUGCGGUACACUGGGAAGCCUCUGCUGGACCAGAUGCUGUCCUCCCCCACGCUGCUGUGGCUGGGACCCCGGCUCGGCCUGGACACCCAGACCACCAUGGAGCUGCUGUGUCUUGUUGGGGCUUUGCUGAGCCUCGCUGCCGUGCUGAUGGAGGCUUUCAGAGACAGCCUGGUGUUUUUCUGCCUCUGGGCCUUGUAUCUUUCCCUGUACCAAGUUGGUCAGGUUUUUCUCUACUUCCAGUGGGACAACCUGCUGUUAGAGACGGGGUUCCUCUGUAUCCUUGUUGCUCCGCUGACAUUAAUCAGGGGGUCCCGGGCGGUCCGUGAGCACGAUCGCGUGACCUUCUGGCUGAUUCGCUGGCUGCUCUUCAGGCUGAUGUUUGCCUCCGGUGUGGUGAAACUUACAUCACGAUGUCCCACAUGGUGGGGUCUCACAGCUGUGACGUAUCACUACGAGACUCAGUGCAUCCCCACGCCUCUGGCCUGGUUUGCGCACCAGCUGCCGGUCUGGUGGCAGAAGCUGAGUGUGGUGGGCACCUUUGUUAUAGAGAUCCCCGUACCUUUUCUCUUCUUCAGUCCGCUGCGCAGGCUGCGGCUCGGAGCUUUUUACAUGCAGGUGCUUCUUCAAGUUCUCAUCAUUAUGUCUGGGAACUACAACUUCUUCAAUCUGCUGACGAUGGUCCUCUGUCUGUCUCUGCUGGAUGACCAGCACGUUAACUUUUGGCUGCGCAAGACAGACGAGAGCAACAACGAGAACAGGGACUCCAGGUGGCUGUCGUGGCUGUGUUACCUGUUGGAGCUGCUUGUGUGGUCUCUCCUGAUCUGUGGAACAAUCCUCUGCUUCGAUCUGCAGGUGGACACGACCAAGAAGAGCAUCUCAUCCCGUACAGCCUUCACCUACCACCAGUUCAACUCGUUUCUGAAGAGCGUCACCAUCCCCUGCGUCUGGAUCGGUGUCCUCUCUCUCACCUGGGAGAUGGUCACGUCCAUGUUCAGGUGCGCUUGUGUUUCUGGUUUCUGGAAGAGGUUUGGGAGGAUGAUGCAGUGGACGGUGUUCGCCGCUGCCUCUGCUGCCAUGUUUGCUGUCAGUCUGGUGGGUGGCGGAGAGUCCAGAAUCAAACAAAAACUGGAGAAGCUGAAAGUUCCAUUCACCUACAUCGAGUUCGACUCGAACGCCAGGUUGUGGCCAGGAGUGCGUCAGGCCUACGAGGCGGUGGACCGCUACCAGCUGGUCAACUCGUACGGCCUGUUCAGGAGGAUGACCGGGGUGGGCGGGAGGCCGGAGGUGGUCAUCGAGGGCAGCAGCGAUGGGGUCGCGUGGACGGAGAUUGAGUUCAUGUAUAAGCCGGGGAACCUGAGCGCCUCUCCUCCGGUCCUGACGCCUCAUCAGCCCAGGCUGGACUGGCAGAUGUGGUUCGCCGCUCUGGGGCCUCACACCCAAGCUCCGUGGUUCACCAGUCUGAUGCACCGACUGCUGCAAGGCAAAAGAGACGUGAUUGAGCUGAUCCAGACAGACGUGUCCAAGUAUCCGUUUCAGCAGCAGCCGCCUGCCUUCCUGCGAGCUCACCGCUACAGAUACUGGUUUACUGAACUCAAGGCUGACGGAUCGUAUCCGCAGCGUUGGUGGAGGAGGGUCUAUGAUGAGGAGUUCUAUCCCGUAGUGCAUCUGGGGAGCAGUUUUCUGGAGGGCAUGCUCAACCAGUAUGGACUAAAGGACAAGUCUUCCCCUCGUCGUAUCUCCAACACCACCCUUGCCCAGGCGGUGCGGUGGGUGCGCUCUCAGGUCCGAGGCGUUCCCGCCCCCGCCCUAAUAUGGACGCUCCUCGCUUGCAGCGCCACCUUCUGUCUGCUCCGGGGGUUGCACGCCAAAAAUAACCCCACAGAACGGAGCUCGUCCUCCGCCGAGAAGACGAGCGAUCACACGGACGGCGCCGACGUCUGCUCGUCCGACCACCUCGAGGAAAAGCACGAGACAGAAGAGGAGGACGAAGAGGACGGAGCGAACACAGAAGACGAGGCGGAGAAGAGCGAGAAAAACAAUAUUGGUGAGGAUGAGGACGAGGAUGAAGAAAACGAUGAGAAACUGGAUGAACGUUUUAAAUAAAAGCCGCAGGUAAUCAUGUUGGAGACUCUGAUCACCGUUUGCCUUCAUUAAAUGACACCAAAUACCAAA